GGAGGUUCGUUUCGGGCGGUGGUUAGGGGAGGCCGGCGCCUACAGCCAAGGCGUGCUCCGGGCCUGCUUCCGGGGCAGCCACCCCAUGUAUUUCAUGUAGUCGUCGAACUUGGAGCGGAGGACGCUGGGGUUCCUCUCUCCUCUCCACGAACGAACCACGCGCAGUCCACUGCGGAUGAGAGUACACCCCUUCAGGAGAUAUGGGCCUUUCUCGAAUCAUUAUCGACAUUCCAUCUCUCAUCUCCGUCCGCGAUGCUAUUCGUCGAUCCCCCCCAUGUCCAGAAACAGUCUGUGGUCGGGCAAACACGACUUCUCUUUUGUCCAAGCAGCCAAAAGGCCCAAAAAGUCAUCCAUCCAUCCCGGAGAAAGGAAUCUUGCGCACACACACUCUCUCUCUGACCUCCGGAAAAUAUCUCCUCUGGAGGACCUGUCCAAAAUCAUCCUUGUAUCCCUUCAGCUGUGAAUGUCCCCGGCAGUGCAUCCUCUAUUGUCCCCAAGCCCGCCCCCUUCUAUCCGGUAUACGAGCACAACAGCCAAGAAGAUACAAGCUCGUCGUGGAUGGGCAUGCUGGUCGAUUUAUUCGUCAAUCAUCAACCAGCCAGCUGAACAGGUGGGGGGCUUCAAACAUAUGCAUAACUACUACCACAUCCGGCGUACGCAGAACGGAUCCCCCCAUCCGGUCGUCCACCAAAUUCCAAUCCCGCCUCCAGCUCCCUGUGGGAUAUUGUGUGGGAUCUCAGCUCCGUCCCGGUUGCCCCGAGGUUCCAGAACACCCGUUUUUGAACACGACAGGGGGUCUCUGACUCGGAUGAUAGCACUUGCCAAACAACUAUGUUGGAGGAUUCGGAGUAACCGAACCGACAUGCUGGAUGUCGGCUGGCCACACAAUAAGUUGAGCGGGAUCACUUCGAGGGACGAGGGCAUCUCACGCCGCUCUGGGAGGCCAUCAAGCUUCAAAGCGAUAGCUCCGUCGCCGAACAGAAAUAUCAUUAACUCCUCCUCCUCAUCAUCAUCAUCAUCUGUUAUAAUACAAAGCGAGCAUUUACACGCCGAAUGCCUGCUUAGCUUACGCGAAUGGAGCCUGCACGGAUAUUCAGAUUUUACAUUUCCAAUAUUAUGCGUAUCGUGUCGUGCAGCAAAUAAAGGCAAAGCGUCAGCUUGAAUGAUCCGUCACGACCUAGGGAAGGCUCAGGACUGUAUA
This is a messenger RNA of Coccidioides posadasii C735 delta SOWgp, 1201 nucleotides long. Lineage: Eukaryota; Fungi; Ascomycota; Eurotiomycetes; Onygenales; Onygenaceae. The record is from RefSeq and is a predicted model, not a curated record.